This is a messenger RNA of Centruroides sculpturatus (bark scorpion), 3831 nucleotides long. RefSeq lists its product as uncharacterized. Lineage: Eukaryota; Metazoa; Arthropoda; Arachnida; Scorpiones; Buthidae. The record is from RefSeq and is a predicted model, not a curated record. Bases 395 to 3736 code for a protein of 1113 amino acids. The transcript is spliced from 5 exons.
GCUGGGGGCGCAUCGUGCAGGAGGUCCGAUGUGCCAGUAGAGCACGGAAAGUCGUUGAGAAGUGAAGUGUUGUGUCGGUGUGUGUGCCUUUUCAUAUAACGUAUACAGUAUACGCGCCGGCUACGAAUUGUGUGUUAGGCUUAACAACAUAUCUUGUGAUACUCUGGAUAUUGAUUUUACUCCUAUAUUGGAUUAUUCGUCACGUUAAACUAGGAAAUUACUUUCGGCCAACUUUACUGGUUUCAUAUUGGUGCUACCCAUUAAAUGUUACCAAAAAUGUGUUGGAUACGUUCAUUUAAUUGUAAAGAAAACAUGAAGAAGUAGCAAUUCCAAUUAGGGGACCAGAAUCAAAGAAGGUAUCAUUGAUGAAUAAUUUGUGGAUUAUAAUUAGGAGAUGACAGGAAGAAGCUUAAGAAGUGAACCCAAGCGCCUAUCAGAUAAAUACGAUAUUCUAUUAACUCCAGUAGUCGUGUCAUUAAGGAAAUUACGCGAAGGGACCAUAGGAAAUAAUUUGAGUGAAAAAAUGAGUUGUGAAGAUGAAUCUGUCUGCGAUGACAGAAGCAUUAGUCAAGAUCCCGGAUGGCAGAAAGACGUUAGUGAUGUAUUAACUUCUAUUUUAAAAGACGGUAGUACCUGCGCACCCGAAUGGGGUGGUGAUACAGACCAAACAUGUUUAGAUCUUCCCCGUUUAGAUACGGAUAAAGAGAAGUUAACAACUUAUAAAAUUAACCCACCUAAUCCUGAAGCUGACGAGACGACUAAUAUCGAUGACUGUGCAGAUGAUUCGGGUAGUGAUGCUACUAUAACAGAUAUAACUGAAAAUAUGGAAGGACUUAAAGAAUUAGAAUCUACUACAACUAUACAAGAAGUUCCUUCUAAUUCACCGAAAUCACCAAUUUUAGACGUAUGUGAUGUUACAAAUGCCGAAUGGGCAGAGGAAGGAUAUCAAGAGAAGUCGAAGGUCAGAAAAGUGUCUUCAUUAUCAGUUUACGCAGACGUUGAAGAUGGAAUAAUUAAGAACGUAUCUUGUAAGAGAUUCAAGAGAAGAUGUAAGAAGAUUGUAGACGAUAGUGAAUCAUAUUCUUAUAGACCCGUUAAGUAUGGAAGACGUAAGAAGUCUUUCGGUUAUACAGGAGACGAAACUGAUGAUGUUAUUGAAAAUGAAGUUAAGGAUCUUGUAGAAGAUAUGGUUUUCAAAGCCUCAUACAAUGUCAUCAGGUUGAAAAAUUUGUCGAAUUGGUCCGAAGAAAAGGAAAUCGUUGGAGGACUUCUUAAGGAAUUUUGUGAAUGUAACGGUUACGAUUACGAUGAUUACGAUAAUCCAGUUUGUAUUCUAGACUUCGAUAGUCACAUCGUUAAAGAAUCUGAUAUAAUCAAUAUACCCAGUCAAAGAAAAUGCUACAAAAGAAAAUUUCCACAAGAAUUAGAAGGAAUGUUUAGGAAAAGGAGAAAGAGGAAAUUGACACGUGGGGAGGUUGUUAAAAAGUUCUUCACUCGAUCAGCAGCUCGCAGACUUAAGUAUAAAACAACUAAAAAUGGUGACACUAUUGUUGUUGAAGAAAGUGAUUCUAACACAGAUUCUGAAAUAGUAGAAAAAUCCAAAGAUGAAAUUGUAAAGGAAAUUCCUAGCAAAACAAAUGAAUCACCAUCAACAUCUGCAGCAACUGUAGCAACUAGUAUUACUACAAUAACAACUGACACUACUGUUUCUACUGUUACCACCGCUACCAAAGAACAAAAAUUGAAUAUUUUAUCAAAGAAAAGUACAACGAAUGACAUUGAAAGUAAAGAAGCAGUAAAAUCUGAAGAUAAAUCAAAAAGUCAACAGAUCAUUUUAGAAAGAAAAUCGCCAGUAAAUAUAACACAAGAAACUGAAGAAAAUACCGUGGACCACAAAGUUAAACCAAAGGACAAUGACGAUUUGGAAAUAAAAAAGGCUUAUGGAAUCUCAAAAUUCCGUCACAAGCAUCAUAUUUUGCAAAGUUUAAAGAAGAAUAAAGUAACUAUAGACACAGAUGCACCCUUAGAUUUACGCAUAAAAGAUGGUGGAUCAGACAAUUCGUCUACAGGAAAACUGAAAACUCCCAUACAAAUGGUCCAUCCUCAAGUAAAUACAUCAUUAAUGCCAAAGAAAGUGUGGUGUGCAAGAAGAAAUCUCGAUUGCUUUACAAAUGGUGAAAAUUUUUCUCUAGUCAACAAUAAAGUUACUACAGAUGUGAAUAAAAUUUCACCAAUAAGCACUCCGAAGCCAGAAGUGAUCUCUUCAGAUACGAAGAAGGCUCAAGAAUCUGAAGCAGAGUCGAUUCUUCGUAGCUUGCUCCUGGAAGCGUCUGAUGCGGCCGUGACAGAAAUAUCUUCAGAAGCAAAAAGAAACGCAGAAGCUAGUCUAAAUGUUCCUAAAGUUCUUAGUGUAAGUGAUAAAGAUCAUACAAAAACUCCCGAUCAUAGGGAUACCAUAAAUCGGAUGAAAGAAGUGUUAAGUCACGCCACACCAAGGUUAAAGUCAUCACCAGCCCCACCAGUUGACAUUGCAAUGAAGAAACCGAACGAAAAUGAAAGUAUUUCGGAAGCAGACAAAUUCCAAGAUCCUCUUCAAAUUAAAGAAGAAAUAAAAAAGUUAAAAAAUGAAAUCAUCCAUCUUGAAAUGAUAGCAGAACAGAAGGAAAAGGAGAGAGUAGCUAUCAUCUGUUUUAAGAAGUGUAAAGAGGAGAUACUAAAACAAAUAGAAAAUAGUCAGUUUAACACUUUACUUCAGAAAGAUGGCUGUGGUGACAAAGAUUCAAAAACUCAACCAGUUGUGCAUAGUAAACUUUCACUUCACGCUCUGUAUAAUUAUGCAAAAAAUAAAAUGAUUAAUGCUCACAGACAAAACAGCAUUUACCACGCAAAUCAUAGAGAAACAUGUAUGGUGAGACCGAUUGUAUCUCAUGAUAACAGAAAGAGCCCUUUAGGUAAUGAAUCCUUACCUAGUGUAGAGGCGCUUGUUGCUAAAGCAUCAGAAAAUUACGGAGUGAGUUUUGAUCAUUUAUCAGAUGACAAAAAUGGUUCAUUAAAUAGGCAGUCAUUAGAACAUAACAGACGUCUUAGUGAACUGCAACAUUCAGCUUAUCAGUGCUGUACAGAUCCCUUGUGGAGAAAUGCAACUCUCUAUGGCUUUGCUCCAUCAUCCGGAUAUUGUAAUUCAUUUCAUACACCACUCGCACUCUCUACAAAAUUAUCUAUAGAUCACGAACAGGACUCUCACUUGAAGGGAUGGAAAUACGGUGCAAUAUCUGAUUACAGCAAUAAAGAGAGAAAUAACGAUAAGAAAGAUGAUCGUAUCAAAACCGAAAUGAGUAGAGAAAACAAGGUUCUUUAUCAUCCAACUGCUACUGUUCCACCCGUGACCUGGUCCGAGAGAACAUACUGCAAACCAAACGGUACAAUCACAACAAAAACAUCAGAGAGCUCUUCUAGAUUAACUCCCAUAACUCCAACAACUUCACCCUAUAUUGGAAGUGCCCUUGGAAGGUAUGAAAGCAUGGACCUUUCACAAUCAUUUUAUUCUUCACCCAAUUUCCCUCUAUCAAUGUCGUGUUGGAAUGGAUAUCCCGCACCGCAAUUACCAAGGCAUAGUAAUGAUACAGAAUCAUCAUCCAAAGUUCGAAAUGAGAAUCAACGCUGGAUGGAUCGGCCUUGUCCAACUUAUCAUUCACUUUAUAUCCAACCUCGUGGUAAUUCAACUUCUCCAUGCUAGUGAUGUCCCAACGUUAGAAAUAAGGAAGACACUUUGAAGAAGAAGAAGAAGAAUUAUAUUUACCAGUAAAUCUAAAAUAAAAUUAUGAUCAAUUU